This is a messenger RNA of Peniophora sp. CBMAI 1063, 906 nucleotides long. NCBI's taxonomy places the organism in Eukaryota, Fungi, Basidiomycota, Agaricomycetes, Russulales, Peniophoraceae. The record is from the annotation of a GenBank genome assembly.
AUGCCCACCAACGCUGAGAUCCAGGCAGCCUUCCGUUCGUACGUCGAAGACCGCGCAAAUCCGGCAUCCAAGCAAGAGUACGACGGCUGGGCCGACCUCUGCGCCGAUAAUGGUUACCAAAUUUACGGGCCUUACCUUCAGUACAAAAAGGACGAUUAUCACCUCGGCAGGCGCUACGUGAUCGUACACUCGGAUCGCAAAAGCUUCAAGUACAUCUCCAGACCUCUCAUGUCUCCCGACCGCCGCGACAUACGUGCGUACGCCAAAAAGAAAGGUAUCACUCUGGAAUCGCCUGUUGGCGGUAAAUUCAGUAUCAAGCAACGCACGCGUGUAAUCCCUGACCCCAUGCCUGCGCCUGCACCUGCGCCCGCGGCCGCGGCCGCGCCCGUCGUCGCGCCACCUGUCCAUCUCGACCUCACCAGCCCAACGCCUCCUGCCCGCUCUCCAAGUGUGGAGAUCACCGGUCAUAUCCCAGCUCCGCCGGCCAAUCGUCCUCUCAUCAUCUAUUAUUUCCACCAGGACGAGAAAGAGCCCAGGAUCUUCAAACUUACGGGCGGCCCUCCGUUGGGCGAGUUCCGCUUGCGCGAUCACGUCAACACCCUCCUCAAAGCUGAGAUCAAGCAGAGCGACGUGCUUGACAUCCUCACGUUCGGCUCCGUCGGAUUCGAGAUGUGGUCCACCUUCCCAGUCUCGGCGCUAGCCAUCCCGCGCCGCCUUCCAGCGAUCGUUCUCUCCCGCCGCUCUGUUCGCAAGUUCCAUGAGUCUAUCACCGCUCUUUACGACCAUGCAUUUCCCGAGGCCGCUAAACUACCCGGCCGUAUCGUAGACGAGGAGGACGAGGAGGCUGACGCUGAGGGGACUGAUGCCGAGGGAACGACUGACGUCGAGGGAUCCGACGCCGAAUAG